ACAUCUUAGAUCAAAGGGAUUUGUUGCACUGAAGAUUUGAAAAGUUGUGGCCCUAUUGGUAGAGUGGAGGCACUGUGGCAAACACGAUGAGCCUCCUAGCGCCACCUGAUAUAGCUUUAGAUAACAAGCUGGUGAUGAGGCGCACGUGUAGAGCCUGCUUAACUUUCAGUAUUGAGGUUGUAAUUUGAAAAAUCAGUGGAUAAGACUUCUAAAAUGUCUCGGCUUAUCGUGAAGAAUCUCCCAAAAGGUGUAUCGGAAGCAAAGUUGAAGGAGCUGUUCAGUGAAAAAGGUGUUGUGACUGAUGUUCAGCUAAAAUAUACAAAGGAAGGAAAGUUUCGUCACUUUGGUUUCAUAGGGCUCAAAACAGAGGAACAAGCUGAAGCUGCGAUAGAAUACUUUAAUAAUAGUUUCAUAGAUACUUCCAGAAUCACUGUUUCACUUUGCGCUGAACUAGGUGAUACUUCAAAGCCAAAAUCUUGGAGCAAAUAUGCUCCGGACAGCAAUGCAUAUAAAAAAGUACAGGCCCAAGCAGACCGAAUUCCAGAAACUACGACAAAGACGAAGAACAAUGUCCAAGGGAGAAAUAAUUCUGAAAAACAAAUGAAACAAGAAAAAAGCAACACAAUUACAGAAGUUUUGGAAAAGCACAAGGAUGAUGCUUUAUUCACGGAAUUCUUAGAAACUCAUGCAAUUGCUGGGACAAAUGCUAUUUGGAGCAAUGACACAACCACCGAUAGAAUACCUAAAGGUAAUAACAGCAAUGAGGCUGAUGAAAAAGAAACGAGAGAAGAGGAUGAGGCUGUCUUAAGAAAUGAGAGCGAGAAGAUAGAGAAUGAAGAGGAACGAGUUGCCGAUAUGAAGAUAUCAGAUCUUGAGUACAUGCAAAUUUUGAAGACUAAAACACAAAGUUCGAAUUCAAUGGAGAAAGGUAGCGAGAUAAAAAUAAAAGAAAAUAACCAUGGGCCCUUGAAAUUACUCACGGUAAAAGUGCGGGGCCUUGGGUACAAUCACAAGAAGAAGCAUAUAAAGCAAUUCUUUCAUCCGCUAGUGCCAAAAUCGAUACGAGUACCCCCUAAAAUCAAAGGAAUUGCCUACGUGGGUUUUAAGACCGAGAAACAAUUAAAACAAGCUUUAAAUAAAAAUAAGAGUUUUUUGGAUGGAAAGCGCUUAUUAGUAUCGAGUUACGAGGCAAAGGAAGUGGCAGAGAAAUCAAAUGUAGCUUCUAAUAAGCUGGGUAAUGCAAGAUGGAAGGAGCAAGAGGAAGCUCUGCAGAGCGAGGAAAGUAUAGCAGAGUCGGGAAGGAUGUUUGUCAGGAAUUUAGCUUAUACCACAACAGAAGCAGAUAUUCAAGCUUUGUUUGAAAAGUUCGGGCCCCUGUCCGAAGUAAACCUACCCAUUGAUAAAACCACUCGGAAACCAAAGGGCUUUGGUGUUGUUAUGUUUAUGAUGCCAGAGCAUGCGGUAAAAGCUUACGUAGAGCUAGACGGGACUGUUCUCAAUGGAAGAAUGCUGCAUAUACUUCCAGGCAAAGGAAAAGUGACUUCAGACCAGCUACUUGAGAAUGAUAGUUUGGAUUUUAAGAAAAAGAAAGAGGCGCAGAAAAAGGCUACCGCAGGGUGUUCACUUAAUUGGAACACACUUUUUCUUGGGCAAAAUGCAGUCGUAGAAGCUAUUGCAGCGACGUAUAACACUACAAAAGAAAAGGUUUUGGAUGAUAGUGGUAAAGGUUCCAGUGUCGCUGUCAGACUUGCAUUGGGUGAGACUCAGCUUGUUGAAGACACCAAAAAAUUCUUGGAGGAUAAUGGAGUUCAUUUAGACGCAUUUAAUCAGCUACCCGAGAAUAGGUCUAAAACUGUUAUCCUUGUAAAAAAUUUACCUCCACGAACGGACGUUGAGAAAAUCAGAGAGAUGUUUGCUCAGCAUGGAGAGCUGGGAAGAGUAAUUAUGCCACCUUCUGGUAUUACAGCUCUCGUCGAAUUUCUGGAACCCUCCGAAGCACGUGUGGCAUUCAUGAAAUUAGCGUACACGAAAUUUGAGCAUCUGCCUUUAUACCUGGAAUGGGCUCCUGAUAAUAGCUUCAAGGUCGCCCCAAAGAAUUCGAAACUUCGGAGCUUAAUGUCCCACAAGGUGGAAUCAAGCUUACCAAAUUCAGGCAAUGUGGAUGAGUUGAAGGCAAAGGAUGAGAAAUCAUCCCAACAGGGAGCGGAAUCGAGCAGUGAAGAUGACGAGACACCUGAGCCAGAUACUACACUGUUCGUAAAGAAUCUUAACUUCACAACCACAGAACAAAUGCUGAAAGAGCAUUUUCGAAAAUGUGGCCGCCUGGAUUACGUCAAUAUCGCAAUGAAAAAGGACCCAAAUAGUCCGGGUAGUAAAUUAUCGAUGGGCUAUGGAUUUAUCAGAUAUAAACUGAAAGCUGAUGCUGAACGGGCGUUGAAGGAUCUUCAGACGACGGUCGUCGAUGGAAAAACUCUCGAACUGAAACGUUCGGAAAGAGCAUUACACUCCGACGCUACUACUGCAAGAAAAACUGCUGAGAUUGGCAAACAAACCGGUACCAAAAUCUUGGUCAGAAAUAUACCAUUUCAAGCAAACGUCAGCGAGGUUCAAGAACUAUUCAAAGCAUUCGGUGAGAUUAAAGCAUUACGUUUACCCAAAAAAAUGGCGAGUUCCGAUUCUCACAGAGGAUUUGCAUUUGUGGAUUACUAUACAAAGAGUAAUGCAAAGAAAGCUUUCAAUGCAUUGUGUCAGAGCACUCAUCUGUAUGGUCGCCGAUUAGUUCUUGAGUGGGCGCAAAGCGAGGAAGGUGUCGAUGAUAUUAGGAAACGGACUGCAAAACAUUUUCACCAAGAUGGGCCAGUUUCUCGAAGUAAAAAAAGUGUCUUGGACCCCGAAGCAGUUGGCUUGGCUGUGGAAUGAUGGUACGUCAAUUUCUGCAGCAUAUUACUUCGACUCUAGGAAACUUAUGAGCUGUCAGAAUUUCAGAAAUUAAGUCCAGGAUAACCCUGUGGUUCUAUGGAUGAAUCGAUGUGAAAAUUAUUUGAAUAGUCAAUAACUGCACUUCAGCUAUAAAAUAAAGGCGCGCCAUUUACGAGUAUA
Molecule: messenger RNA, 3099 nt
Organism: Athalia rosae (coleseed sawfly)
Lineage: Eukaryota; Metazoa; Arthropoda; Insecta; Hymenoptera; Athaliidae
Product: probable RNA-binding protein 19
Exons: 14
Coding region: 214-2919 (901 amino acids)
Cellular component (GO): cytoplasm; ribonucleoprotein complex; nucleus
Molecular function (GO): mRNA binding
Source: RefSeq, a predicted model, not a curated record